Styela clava is the source of this 4752-nucleotide messenger RNA. RefSeq lists its product as uncharacterized. The record is from RefSeq and is a predicted model, not a curated record. Gene Ontology annotation, biological process: termination of RNA polymerase II transcription; mRNA 3'-end processing. Gene Ontology annotation, molecular function: RNA polymerase II complex binding; mRNA binding. NCBI's taxonomy places the organism in Eukaryota, Metazoa, Chordata, Ascidiacea, Stolidobranchia, Styelidae. Gene Ontology annotation, cellular component: mRNA cleavage factor complex; cytoplasm.
AAUUAUCCUGUGUUUUUUAAGCCUUGGACAAUAUGAAAUAAAGUAGUGUACUUUUUUGUACUAUUUAUAGCAUAACAUAAAAAAUCUAAAAAUGGAUUCUGUACUCGAAGAAUACAGAUCAUCAUUGACAGAUUUAACAUUUAACAGCAAGCCACUGAUCAACAUGUUGACAGUAUUGGCUGAAGAAAAUUACAGCCAUGCACCUGAUCUUGUUCGAAUCAUUGAAAACCAGGUUUAUCAGUCACCUCCAAACCAGAGACUUCCAGUUUUAUAUCUCAUUGAUUCAAUUGUGAAAACCUAUGGACCGUAUGUCAAGUUAUUCAGCCCAAAUUUGAUCAAAACCUUUCUUUUCGUCUUUGAAAAAGCAGAAACGAAAGUUCGUCAAGACUUAUUCAAAUUGCGAUCAACGUGGAAUGGCAUGUUUUCAAAAGGUCUCUUGCACGACUUAGAUGUUGCUGUUAAGCAGUUUGAUCCCAACUGGCCAAUCAGGAUAAAGAAAACAGCUCAUCCAAGUGGAUUAACAUUGGAUGAGAGAGUAGCAGAAAUGAUGAAUCGACCCCAAUCCUCAAGUGCUGAUGAUAGUCCAAGUAAAUUCUCAUCAGAUGAAGAAGAAUACAAUGCAUCCUACCAGGGAGAUUCAGGAACCCUCGAUACAGGAGGAGAUAUCUUAGUAGAGGAAGAGGAGAUUCUUGUUGAUGAAGAAAAAUAUAAUGAACUAGAAGCUUUAGAAAAAGCAUUGAUAAAAAAACAGGAAGAAUUGAAUAAACUUGAGUCAUUGGGUGAUAAACCGACUACAUCAGCUGAUUUGAGUGAGCCAAAGAUUGAGAAAUCAAUUCCACCACCGAAAUCUCCUACUGAGCAAGUUCCGUAUUUUAUCGAUGCCAGCGCUUAUUCAAAUCCGAAGUCACCAGUGGAAGAUGACAUGGGUGAACCAAAGAAGAAAAGAAUAAAAUCUGAUGAAAAUGAAGCAGAAAAAUUGUCACUCAUUCCAUCUGAAAUUGGGAAGAAAACUCCAAAAGAACUCAUCAAGGAAAAAGUUACAAGUUAUGAAAAUCCUUACAUUUCUACACCAGAUGAUUCGUUGUUCAUAUCAGAGAGGAGAGACAUUGAUACUCAAACGGAUUCCAAGAUUCUCAAAGACAGUCAGUCACAGAUCGUGGUUGACAUGCAGGACCAAACAACACAAUACAGAUACCGUAAAAAGACAAAGAAUUUUUUAUCGUUAUAUAGAGUUCCUUCCAAGAGUGUAGCAACUUAUUUCAGGAUUAAAACAAAAGAAGCACAAACGCAAUAUAACCCACCAUCUGAUUCACAAGACAUUGCUGCUGACAGUACUUCUGGUCAUCCUGAUGGUGGGAAUGCAACAAUGUUUGUUAGCAAAGAAAGAUCUGCACUGAAAGAAUAUAUAACUGCUUUGAAAGAUGACUUUCUUCCUAAUGAAUACACAAAGCAUACUGGACUUCUGCUUAGAAAUUUAUAUUCUCAAAGAAGACAAGGAUUGUUGUGUGAUAUAACUUUGGGAGCUGAAGGUCGUGUUUUUAAAGCACACAAAUCAGUUUUGGCAGCAUCGAGCGAUUUCUUUUACACCUUGUUUGCAUCGGAAGAAAUUGAGAAAACACCGCUAAGCCAUAUUGAAUUACAGGGAAUAACAGCAAAAGCCCUAAGCCUGGUUCUGGAUUACAUUUAUACAUCUGUAUUGCCGAUGGGAAGUCUGGCAAGCAUUAAAGAAAUUGUUACUGCUGCAAAGAGAUUACAAAUCCAUUCUCUAAUUAUCAUCUGUCCUGCACUCGAACAAGCUAUCGCGAAAAAGAUUGACAUGGCUGGUUGGCUUAUCUCCAACUCAAGUCUACUUAGCCCUAGUGACAAGCACCCCUAUGUUGAAGCUAUAAAAACUCUACGGGAUUAUGGCGGUUCAGGAGCAAUGAUGCAUAUCGACGACAGUAAACAACAUGUCAAAGAUGUCAUGACGGGAUCAGGAGAUGCAAGUGCUGGCGAUUAUAUUUGUCAUGUUGAUAGAGAUGUUUCAAGCAAAAAAAGAUCAGCAGAUGUUGGCCACUUCCAAGGUUCCUAUGAUGCUUAUUCUAAUGAUGAAGCUAAAUAUAUGAAAAGGAAGAUGAAAUAUUCAGAGAAGACAAGUGAAACUGACAGUGAUUAUGACUUGGAAGGAAUUGCUAAAUCAGAAGCGAUUUCAAAGAAAGGUGAAGCUGGUAUCAUAGCAUCACCUGGUAUGCCACCAACUUCUUGGUCAGAAAUUUAUGUUCAGUCAAAAAGUUCAAAGAAAAAGAAAAGAUCAACAGAAACAGCUACAAGGGAACAAGCCGUCUAUAAAUGCAACAACUGCAAUCGCAACAUUAUAUCAAGAAGAAAUUAUAAUGCCCACUGUGAAGCCCACGUGAGAAAAGGUGAAAAACCCUAUGGUUGUACUCUGUGUAAGAAAAUGUUUUGGAAAGAAUCUGUUCUUGAAGCGCAUUUGGUGAAAAUUCAUACUGAACUAAGCAGUGAACAAAUUAAAAAAUUCACAAAAUCCAUAAUCAAGCCUACUGGUGUGCCCAACACAAAUUCAUGGUCAAAAUCAAAAAGAAAAGAUCAAAGAUCAUCUCCGUCAUCCUCAAAAAUCAGGGACAUAACAAGGUCAAAGGAUUACGUCAGCAGCAAAUUAGGUGGACCAAGAAAAUGCACCGAAUGUAAACUUGUCCUGCAGAAUGAGGUUGCACUCGCAAAACACAUGAGAAUUACCCACCCUUCCAUAGGCCUUCCGCAAGACUAUCAAUAUCAGUGCAGAUUCUGUCUUCAUUAUUUUAAGACCGGUGCCGCAAGAGCAGCUCACGAGAAGAAACAUGUUCGCGAUGGUGAUGUACCAUACGAGGAAAAAAUGAAGAAACGUUUGAGCAGUGAUGUUGAAAACCCCCACACUGGAGACAGUGAUCAAGGAGCAUUGUCAGAUGAAGAUGUUGCUUAUUCAAGUCGUGGUGUAGAUGAGGAAGAAGUGAAUCUCUCAAAUCCUGAAGAAUCUCAGGACAGCGAAUCUGCAAUAAAACUCAAAUUAUACCAAUGUGAAUUAUGUGGAGAGAUGUUCUCGAUUCAAUGCUUUUACAAAGCCCAUAUGGCAGGACAUAAGAAAGAUAUGGAUGAUUUCUGAUCAAACCUAAAUUGCUUCACUCGCAUUGAAGAGUUAUUUUUCACUGAUAAUAUUUGAUGAAAAAAAAUCAUGAGCUGAUUGAACACUGUAAAUGUGAAAAAAGUAACAAGGUCCUACUGAUGUUCAGAUUCACUGCCUAUUGUAAGUCAAUGAUGGAGUACUUGCUUUGAGAUGUCACUAUGGUUUGAUUACAAGUAAUAGCACAUGCGCAUAAUGGAUGCUGUCAACUGAAUGCUGAAUCCUAUCAUCAACACUGCUUUUGUUCCAUACUUUUUGGAUGCAGAACUUUUCAAGAACUGAUAUAAACGGAUCUGUACAUUCAGUAGUCAUCUGCGACAUGGCUCGUACUAAUAUGCGGCACUCCGUUGACCGCUAUGUUACCUCAAAACAAUUAGCUGUGUUAGGAGUAGGCGAAUAUACUUUUUCGAUCAAUGAUUUUUUGUGUUUCAUUAUUUCAUCGUUCUUAAAGUAAUUGCUGGCCUUUUCUUCAUGAAUGCUCUUAUUAUUCUGGUUUAUAAUCACAUAUUCAAUUGCCUAUACAUGUUACCGACGAGUAUCGCUCAUUAUUCGCCCGCUAAUUUGUCACCUAAAUGUCAACUACCAACUACUGUCAUAUUACAGACCAGUGUAUCCGCUAUUCAUUCCAAAAAAUAUGAUUCAAAACGAAAAAUUGCACUCUUAGGUAAUUCUGUAAUUCAAUUAAAUAAUUGCAUAACGACCUCCAUCCUGCAAAUGAUGCCUAAAAUUGUACAUAAUUCUUUUAACGUCUCUUUUCCACCUUUCACUAAUUUCCCACGCUAUCGUGGUAUCACUGCCUUUUUCAAUUUCAGAUUUGUUGUGAUGUUUAUAUGAUUAAGCAGUCUUCGGUGUCAAUACCUAUGUUUAAUAUUAUUCAGUUUGAAGUAGAGAAAUAAUUUGGCUGUUGGAAAGUUGUUCAUUGCCAAGCAUGAAUUAAAGAUGGAAGAAACUUGGCAACAUGCUACAUUUCCAAUUCAUACCUGACAGUGAAUUUACUGAUUUAUUCAUUGUCAAGAAAAAUAGGACUAGAAAAUAAGUGUGAAAUGAUUGUUUCCAAAGAUUUGAUUUUCGUUGUAUUGUGAUAAUAAUUUUCCUUUUGAUAACAAGAAAUCACUGGUGAAGCUCAUUGAUAGGCUGAAUAGUUUCUGAAUAUUUCAGUGUUUUAGUAUAGACAUAAUAAUUGAAAACACUGCCCUGUUCUUUUAGAGACAUGCAAGUAGGGUAUGACUGUUUUCCGUUAGGAAAAAUGUUACCCUGUAUUCAGAAUCUUAAUGUACUCUGUUGCUGGUUCGCUUUCGUUUAUGUAUGCAUGGCAAAAUACCCCAAGAAUUGGAAAUUCGGUGUAUAGUAUACUGUCAUUGAUAACUUUCACAAAAUAAGGAUACUCAAUUGAUUGAUACAAUAUCUCUUUGAAAAUCGUGUGCAUUUUGGAAUUUCAGUUAAUUUUGUGCUGGUGUUCACUAAUUAUGACUAAUUAUUUUUUGCUAUAACUCCGUCAUACUUUCUUUCUGCGUUUUGUUCAUUUUCAAGUCAUCUUGUCCGUUUAUAUACAUUUUUUUAUUUCUUUGUAAUAAACUUGUCAAAAAGUGUUUGUU